Molecule: messenger RNA, 979 nt
Organism: Brachypodium distachyon (stiff brome)
Lineage: Eukaryota; Viridiplantae; Streptophyta; Magnoliopsida; Poales; Poaceae
Exons: 2
Coding region: 219-743 (174 amino acids)
Source: RefSeq, a predicted model, not a curated record
GAGUGCGGCACUACGGGCACUCGAUCGACCACUAUAAAUUGCGCCAUCUCGCUUCUUGUCUUCGCAACGUAGUACCCUAAGCUAGCAACUUGAUCUUGUGAUCUUGUCACUCCUAAGUAACCAAUAGCUGCUUCUACUAUCUGUGUCCGGCCGUACUUAGCUAACUGAUCAGUGAUCACUAGCCUUCGAGCUAGCUAGCUAGGAAGAAAAGGCCGGCCAUGAUGAUAAUGUCUCUGCUAGCCAAGUGCCUCGUGCUCUCCCUCUCCGCUGUAGUCCUCCUCCUCCUCUCACCGGGCAUCAGCACCGGCGCCUCCGCCAUGGGCCUUCCCCCGCCGCAGACGCCAGUAAACUUCACCAUCGGCGUGCAAGGCAUGGCCUGGUGCAAGACCUGCCAUUACCGCGGCUACUACGCUCCCAUGGACGCCUCCCCUCUCCCAGGGGCGGUGGCGUACCUUCGGUGCGUGAGGGGGAGAAGGGGGGUGUCGGUGAGGGGGGUGGCGGGGAAGGGGGGCUACUUCCUGAUCCAGUCGGCGAAGAUGGCGUCCUUCACCAGCAGCGACUGCAGAGUGGUCGUGCGGGCGUCGCCGAAGCGGGCGUGCGGGGCGGCGGAGUUCCCCGCCGCGGACCUGGAGGGGCUGCCGCUCAAGUUCGAGCGGUUCCUCACGCUCGGCGACGGGAUCCAGGCGCUCUACUCCGUCGGCAACUUCCUCUUCCGCCCCAACUCCCCCGGCAAGUGCAAGUGAUCGAUGCGGUCGCCAUGGACUCGCUCUCGAAUAAAUGGAUUAGGGUUUAGUGAAGCGUGUGGGAGAUGAAUUCGAAUGUAGUACUCCGUUAGGUUAAUUUGUUCUGUUGCAGUUGUUCUGUAAGUGUUUUUUUUCUAGAGACUUGGAUUUGAAUUGAGCAGUGUACGUUUGAAUUGUCCCUUGAUGAUGGAGCUUGCGAACAAGGGCGUGGAUCAGAUAGCCCGGAUUUGGUCGCA